AUGGUCGAGACGAGGACGGUUGUCGCCGUAUCGGCAGCAUCAGCCGCCCUAGCCAUUACGGGGUACUUGAUCUAUUUUGACUAUAAACGUCGGAACGACCCAGGGUUCCGCAAGAAGCUCCGAAAGGAGAAGAAAAAAGCGGCAAAGAAUGCUAAAGAUGGGGAGGCGACGACUCCGGCCGCACCGGGGCGCUCUCAAGAGGAACUAAAGGGGAUGCUUGACCAAAUCAACGCUGAGCCCCUGCCCACUCUACCAGCCGAGCGAGAGAAAUAUUUCAUGGACCAUGUUGGAAUGGGCGAACAAAUGCUGCUUCGAGGGCCCGCAUUCGAGGUCCCUGCCGCACUUGCCUUCUACCGCGCCCUGCGUGCCUACCCCUCGCCGGUCGAAAUUAUCAUGAUAUUCCAAAACACGCUACCUGCACAUAUCUUCGGAUUGGUCAUGGAGCUGGCUAGUCUCGAUGUGAGUUCAUCUGAGUCUACGCUUGCAUCUAAGCCUACCCAGGCCAAGGAACCUGCACUUGCUUCCGCUUCUGCUGCUGUCACUGAGCCUGAGUCUACGUCUGCACCUACCACUGUACCUGCCCCUCCUGCCCCUGAGCGCGCUACAACCCCUCCUCCUGCCCCUGCCUCUGUCCAAGAGACGGAAUCGGAGCACGAUUCUGAGGUGAUGGUUGACGCAGAUGUCGACACUGAGGUCGAAGUCGAAGCGGAAUCCGAAGCUGAAGGUGAAGCCAAAGCAGAUGCCAUGUCUGAGGCCGAGAUUGUACCCGCAGCUCACUCAGAGCCUGACACCGAAUCUCGGCCAGAGGUUGGUGCGGAGUCUGGAGCUGAUGGUUCAACUGUGACCCAAGAGAUGUCUUACGCCGAGGUUGCCGCCAAAGCCGCCGAGUCGGAGCCAGAGCCUACGCAGGCACAAGAGGCGGCACAAGAGUCCCACCAGGAGCCUGAAGCAACACAUGCGCCCGAGGCGGUUCCAGAGUCGGAAACCAAACCCGAAUCUGAGCCUGCCGCUCCGCGGGAUCCUGCCUCUGUCCCUCUUGGUUCCGAUUCCGAGGAUGAUGCUCGCUCGGAAACCCAUUCCGAGACCGACUCGUACCACCAGGUUGCGGCUUCUCAAGAUGACCACUCGGACUGGGACAGUCUUGCUGCAUCGCACGCCUCCCUCCCCGCCCAAAAAAAUGAAUGA
Messenger RNA from Rhizoctonia solani, 1185 nucleotides. Its product is annotated as MAS20 protein import receptor. The record is from RefSeq and is a predicted model, not a curated record. The coding region runs from base 1 to 1185 and encodes 394 amino acids. Gene Ontology annotation, biological process: tRNA import into mitochondrion; protein targeting; protein import into mitochondrial matrix. Gene Ontology annotation, cellular component: mitochondrial outer membrane; mitochondrial outer membrane translocase complex. Gene Ontology annotation, molecular function: transmembrane protein transporter activity. The transcript is spliced from 3 exons. Lineage: Eukaryota; Fungi; Basidiomycota; Agaricomycetes; Cantharellales; Ceratobasidiaceae.